Molecule: messenger RNA, 2567 nt
Organism: Spea bombifrons (plains spadefoot toad)
Lineage: Eukaryota; Metazoa; Chordata; Amphibia; Anura; Pelobatidae
Gene: PLEKHA1
Product: pleckstrin homology domain containing A1
Exons: 13
Coding region: 192-1427 (411 amino acids)
Cellular component (GO): membrane; cytoplasm
Molecular function (GO): PDZ domain binding
Source: RefSeq, a predicted model, not a curated record
GAGGACGCAGAGUGGGAGCGGCUGCAUAGGAAGCAGAACGUGCAGCUCUGGGACUAAGUGUGCCCAAGUAUUCGUAGAGGGGAAGGAGUUCGGAGGGACCAACACUGGGGAUUACCGUAUUACCGGGAACCGGGAAUACUGACCACAGUGAUAUGAUACGGCACUUUACAGGGUAAUGUUCCAGUCCAGACAUGCCUUACGUGGAUCGUCAGAAUCGUAUUUGUGGCUUCCUGGACAUCGAGGAGCAUGAAAACAGUGGCAAGUUUCUGCGCAGAUAUUUCAUCCUAGACACUAGUCAGAAUAGUCUGCUCUGGUACAUGGACAAUCCCCAGAACCUCCCUGCUGGCUCCCCUUGCGUAGGUUCUCUGAAGCUGACGUACAUUUCAAAGGUCAGCGAUGCCACUAAGCUUCGACCAAAGGCUGAAUACUGCUUUGUAAUGAAUGCAGGCAUGAGAAAAUACUUUCUCCAAGCUAAUGACCAGCAGGACUUAGUAGAAUGGGUCAGCGUACUCAACAAGGCUACCAAAAUUACAGUACCAAAAUCCUGUGAACCUCAGUGUCCUACUGAUACCAUGAACAACCAGCAGAUAUCUUAUCGAACUGAUAUUGUUGGAGGUGUUCCAAUAAUCACUCCAACUCAGCAAGAACUCAGCGAGUGUGCCAACACUGGUGACAGAGGCAACCUGAAGCGUUCUCAAAGCCAGCUCCCAUCAUCCCCAGCACGCAUUUCAGAGAGCAGCAUAAUAAAGGCCGGAUACUGCGUGAAACAAGGGGCUGUGAUGAAGAACUGGAAAAGGCGAUAUUUUCUUCUAGAUGAUAACACAAUAGGCUAUUUUAAAUCAGAGAUGGAAAGAGAUCCUCUGCGUCUGAUCCAGCUGAGAGAGGUCCAAAAGGUGCAGGAGUGCAAGCAGAGCGAUAUCAUGAUGAGGGACAAUCUGUUUGAAAUUGUAACGUCAUCUCGAACAUUUUACGUACAGGCUGACAGCCCCGAGGAAAUGCACAGCUGGAUUCGUGCCAUAAAUGGUGCAAUUGUGGCACAGCGUGGACCCGCUAGAUCUGCAGCCUCUGUAUGUCUAACUUCCAGCCCGCCCUGUCUCCCCACAGAUGCGACAGGUCAGACGCCUUUCGAACCCCUGUAUUCCGAGGAGACCUCCACCUCAUACUCCGAACACAGCUCAUCCUUUCGCUCCUUCAAUGUCCCUCACUCAGCAGCCCGACUACAGCUCUCUGACCCAGGGCUACCCUAUCGUGGGAGGGAUGAAUUUAACACCAAGACCCAGCCAGGACACACCAAGGUCCCGCUUAUCUUUGCAGGAAACCAGACUGGCAAAGUGACCGGCUCUGCAUCGGAUGCCAAGUUGGGAGCUCAACUGGAACCUGCGAUUGUGGAUCUAGAUGAUGCCAGCCUGCCUGUCACUGAUGUCUGAGUCUGUUCUGGUUUAAGUGCUUUAAAUGAGUGGGAUUACUGGCGCAAAAUGCAGCUUUACCGUCGGUUCCUAAGUAUGUUAUCGAGAGUUAAACACCCCUCCAUCUUUUGACAUGCCAUGUACCCUCCAAUAAAUGAAAGGGGAUUAUCCUUCUGCAGGUUCAUUGAUGGAAUUUGGUGGCUUGAACAAGCUGAAGAAAAAAACAUUCCCAAGACAGUUGUCUUGAACAUUAUCCUCCUAUAGCCAAAGUCAGGUAUUUGACUAGGUUUUCCAUUUUGUAUGGAACCGUGACUCAGGUCACUAAAUGUGAGCAUGCCACACGUGGCAUGGAGUGCCUUUGUUGCUCUUAUAGAGGGUUAUUUACAGAACUGUAGAAUGCUGUAGUUGUGGCCCAGCCCCAUCACGGCCUCACCACACCUGACACAGACAUGUGAAUAGGAAUUUUAACAGCUUUUAAUUGUCCGCUAGCUCAGUAAUUUCCCAAUCCUCUGGUCACUUAUAUUUUCGAGAACCUUUUACCUAUCUCUGCUGCUGAACAAAGAUGAGAAGCAAUAAGAAAUCAUUCUUAGAGGAGGAAAUCCUGAAAUUUCCCAACUAAAAAAUGUCAUAACAGGUGUUAUUUGCACAUUUGCUGCCAGUGCCACAAGUGAGGGACUGAAUAGCGCUCAUGGGAACUAUUAGUUGAGUUUUACCCCCUCCAUUUUUUUCUUCUUCCUAUUUGUACCUUCCAGGUGUCAAAGGUACCUCAGAUCUUGUUUUGUGAAAUUUUGUACUAGAACUUUGCUAUCUCUGUGCCUCUUAUGGCUCAUGGUUAAUGGGUUAAACCUGUGAUUUUUCGUGAGCCAAAUGCUGUCUCUGCACUUUUGUCUUGGUCUCAAGUGCCUGCUGAUAUAUAUUUUUUUUGUGUGCCGUAAGACUGUUUUUUUUUUUGUGGAUUUUUGAUAGUACCAUGUUUGCUGUAACCUUGAGCUUCCCACAGAUUGUUCCUGAAAGUGCCCGUUUUUUUUGUAAUGUUCUUUUGUAGGUGUUGGUGGUUGAAUUAUAAUUUAUAAAAGUCUGUUCCUUGAAGCGGGUGAGUAAGACACCCAUUUGAAAAAUAACUGAUGUAUCACUUGAAAUAAACCUGUUCAUUUUCGGUAA